Messenger RNA from Acanthoscelides obtectus, 876 nucleotides. The record is from the annotation of a GenBank genome assembly. Lineage: Eukaryota; Metazoa; Arthropoda; Insecta; Coleoptera; Chrysomelidae.
AUGAAAAAAGGUCUUAGCGACGAUCCCAGGGUGGGUGCACCAAAAACGGCAGUCACACAGGAAAACAUCGAUGCUGUACGCAAACCCAUCAUUGAAGAUAGACAUGUGACAUAUCGCGAGAUUGAGGCGUCCUUGAAGAUCUCAAAGACCUCAAUUCAAAAAAUUGUACAUGAAGAAUUAGGAGUAAGAAAAUUAGUUUCUCGUUGGAUACCCCACCUGUUGACUGAAGAGCAGAAAGCAGCCAGGGUUAAUUGGUGUCAAAAAACGCUUGACCGUUUUAAUUCCGGAAACUCAAAAAAUGUGUACAGCAUUGUUAGUGGUGAUGAAUCGUGGAUUUACUGUUAUGAACCAGAAAAUAAACGACAGUCGGCUGUUUGGCCAACAAAAGUCAUCCGUUCUCGAAGUGUUUCGAAAAAGAUGGUCGCGACAUUUGUGUCAAAAGCGGGUCAUAUUGCAACAAUUCCUCUUAAUGAGCAAAGAACUAUUACUGCGGAUUGGUAUACGACCAUUUGUUUGCCAAAAGUUAUCACCGACCUGCUAAAAAUCAACCCCCAAAGAAGAAUCAUCCUCCACCAGGACAAUGCAAGCUCGCACACAGCCCAAAAAACAAGGCAGUAUUUAACGGAAGAAAACGUGGAAUUAUUGGACCAUCCUCUAUAUAGUCCCGAUCUAAGUCUUAACGAUUUCUUUACUUUCCCGAAAAUUAAAAACAGACUGCGUGGUCAAAGGUUCCAGUCAGCAGAAGAUGCAGUUGACGCAUUCAAAAAUGCCGUGUUGGAUCUGCCAGCAAACGAGUGGAAUAAGUGCUUCGAAAAUUGGUUUGAGCGCAUGCAGAUGUGUAUUAAUCUUCGUGGAGAAUACUUCGAAAGACAAUAA